CUAUCAACCCCCCCAAGGGGCAGAAUAGAGACUCUGACUCGCGUUACUGACUGUCCCCAGGCCACAGCACUGCCACCAGCACCUCGGCUGACUUACUCCCUUCCUGGACAGAGCCAUGAGGAGGAGGAGGUGGGUGAGGAACCUGCAGCUGAUGCCUCAGCAGACUCACUCCACACGAGCUCUCUGCUGGGAGCCGAGAGUGCAGACGAUGACACAUUCCUGCUGUCUGACACCCUCAGCAGAAGCAUGAGUAUCCCGGAGGAGCUCUGGCUCUCACCACAGCAGAAAUCGCAGAUGACAGAGGAGCUGCUGCAGUGGCUGAGGAGCAUUGUGAACGAGGGGGACCCUCAGACCAGAUACACCAAGUUUGUUCAAGUUGGCCAAGGGGGUUUCGGGACAGUUUACAAAGCCUUUGACCCAGCCACCGGAGAUGUGGUGGCCCUAAAGAAGAUGCCUCUCCACAAACGGAGCAGAAAGGAACUCGUCAUCAACGAGAUUCGGAUCAUGAAGGAAAACAGGCAUCCCAAUAUUGUCAAUUAUAUAGACAGCUACCUGGUGGAUGAAGACCUGUGGCUCGUGAUGGAAUAUGUGGAUGGAGGCACUUUAACCAGCGUUCUUCUCCAAGUCUUUAUAGAUGAAAGAAUGAUAGCUGCCAUCAGCAGGGAGUGCCUCAAAGCCCUGGAUUUCCUUCAUUCAAAGAACGUGAUCCACAGAGAUGUCAAAAGUGACAAUAUCCUUCUCGGGAUGGACGGAUCUGUGAAACUGACUGAUUUUGGCCUGUGUGCUCAGCUGACCCCGGAGCGGAGCACACGGUGCACAGUGCUUGGCUCUCCCUACUGGGUAGCACCAGAAGUCCUCAAAAGAAAGGAAUAUGACACCCAAGUGGACAUCUGGGCCCUUGGGAUCGUGGCCAUUGAAAUGCUGGAGGGAGAACCCCCCUACUUUAAAGAAAGCCCUCUCAGGGCCCAGCACCUGAUAGCCAGGAACAGGUACCCCCCUCUGAGGAGGCCCAGCAGGAUGUCGGUUCUGUUCCACGCCUUCCUGCACUCCUGCCUGGACACCGACCCCAGCAUCCGCUGGACAGCCUGCGAGCUCCUGCAGCAUCCAUUUUUAAAAACAGCUGUGAGUCUCUCUGUCCUGCCAGAAAUUAUCCGUAUAGCCAGGAGAGUCAGCCAGGCCGUGGAGGCACUUCAUACCAACAGUGCCAGCACAGAGCAAAAACAGGAAUAAAACUCUCACCCACAGGGAGAUCUGCUGCCUUCUCACUCCGUGCUUACAUUCACUUCUGAAUGGUUGGUUGUUUCUUAAAGAUGGAAAUCCCAGGUAUGGGGGUUUUGGUGUGGUUUGGAAAUGGGGAGUGCUUCAUUCAUCAGCUCCAGACCACGCUGCCUCUGGAACGCCCAUGGGCUGGGUUUGCCCUGUCGUGGCACUUCAGGAUGAAAAAGAAAGUGCAAUUGCAUUUCCAGCCAAAAACAGGUGAAGAAUGGGCCAGCUGAAACAUCCUGCUGGAUACACACACUCAGCUGGGACUGUGGAGUGUUUGCAGAAUUCCCUGUCCUCCCUCCACCUGGCAGAACACUUGACACAAAAAUAUAUAAUAUAUAGAGAUUACAGAGAAAGAUAUGUAUAUAACAGAGA
Molecule: messenger RNA, 1638 nt
Organism: Prinia subflava (tawny-flanked prinia)
Lineage: Eukaryota; Metazoa; Chordata; Aves; Passeriformes; Cisticolidae
Product: serine/threonine-protein kinase PAK 3-like
Exons: 10
Biological process (GO): regulation of MAPK cascade; protein phosphorylation; intracellular signal transduction
Cellular component (GO): cytoplasm
Molecular function (GO): ATP binding; protein serine/threonine kinase activity
Source: RefSeq, a predicted model, not a curated record